Molecule: messenger RNA, 5979 nt
Organism: Myzus persicae (green peach aphid)
Lineage: Eukaryota; Metazoa; Arthropoda; Insecta; Hemiptera; Aphididae
Product: titin-like
Exons: 26
Molecular function (GO): protein binding
Source: RefSeq, a predicted model, not a curated record
UCAGAUGAGAUUACUAUUAAGCAAAUAGAAACCAUUGUGAAGGAAGUGGGUCAACCCUCAGAGGACGUUGAUGUUAAGCUUAAACCAAAACGAAAAACUUCCCUCAAAAAGGAAACGAAAGAAAAGUCUCCUGAAGAAUCAUCUGUUAUUAUUAAACGUCCGAUGAAAAAAGUAGAGAAACCAAAUGAAUUUGAGCAGCACGAAGAAGUUUUCACAGUUAAAAAAACACCAGAGGAAUCGAUAUCAUUGAACGAAGAGUUCUCUGAAACUGUUGAGUUCAAUAUGAAACCAAACCGUAAGCCUCCUAUUUAUAAUGUAGAUGAAGGAACUGAGGAAUUGUUUCAAAUAGAACUAAAACCCAAAAAGAAAUUACAGGAUAUAAUAAUUUACGAAGAAGAGUCAUUAGAUUUUAAGGUUAAACGAAAACCUUCAUUACAAACUUUCAGCCAAGAUGGAGAUGAGCUGAAACUAGUUCAAGAAAAAGACAUUUUCUUGAAGGAUAAUUCCACUUUACAAGAAGAUAGUCAUGAUGGUGAAAUAAUGUUUGCAAUCCGCUCAUAUAUUGCUGAAAAUGAAGACGCUUUAGACUUAGUCGAAGGAGAAAAAGUUUAUGUUAUAGAAAGCAAUAAUCAAGAAUGGUGGUUUGUAAAAAAACAUUUAACAGAAGAAAAAGGGUGGGUUCCUUCUAUUUAUUUGAGAGACGAAACCAGCUACAUGCGGUACGUACAAAAGAAAUUACAUGAAAAAAUUGAUAAACUACCGAUUUUCCAAAGACAUGUUUCAAUCGAAAAACCUUCAGCUCCACGUUUUGUCGAAAAACUCCAGCCCAAACAUGUACCAGAUGGUGGUACAGUUCAGUUUGAAUGCCAUGUGGAAGGAAAUCCUAGGCCUCAAAUCACAUGGUUUAGGCAAACAGCAAUAAUUAAACCAUCUCAAGAUUUUCAAAUAUUCUAUGAUGAAGAUAAUGUUGCAACGUUAAUAAUUAGGGAAGUUUUUCCUGAAGACGCUGGCACAUUUACGUGUGUUGCUAAAAACGUAGCUGGAUUUGCAUCUAGUACUACGGAGUUAACCGUCGAAGCACCAUUAUCAGACCACGGUUCUGAUGUAACAGGUCUUUCCAGAAAGAGCAUGUCUAGAGAAUCGUCAUUAGCUGAUAUACUAGAAGGCAUACCACCGACGUUUUCGCGUAAACCAAAAGCUACGUGUGCAUCAGAACACUCAGAUGUUACAAUUGAAUGUCGUCUUGUAGCCGUGCCAGAGCCUGAUAUAUUCUGGCAUUAUAAUGGUAGAGAAAUUUUGAUCACUGAUUCCAUUAAAGUGAAUACAUACUCAGAUAUGCACUUCUAUGUGAGCAGCAUUAAAAUUAAUGAUGUUCUAAAGACUCAAGAAGGUGUAUACUCUGUAAUAGCAAGAAAUAGAGAAGGUGAGGCUAAAAUGGAUUUGGUUCUCAAAGUUAAAACUGGAUUACCAGAGAAACCACAAAUACUUGAACCUUUAUACGACAUAACUAUAAACGAGGGAGAAACUGCAGUUUUAAGUACUCAAAUCAGCGGAGAGCCCCAGCCUAUAGUCGAAUGGCUAAAAAACAGUAAGAAAAUAACAGAUGCAAAAACAAUUGUGACGAAAGAUGGCGUCCAUUCAUUAACCAUCGAUAACCCAACUCCACGUGAUUCCGCAAAGUACACUGUUAUCGCUUCAAACAAACUUGGUGAUGCACAAACUACGUGUUUCUUGGCGGUUGAAGAACUCCCUGGUCCACAAGCGCCGCUGUUUAUUGAGCGUUUCCAAGAACAAACCGUCAAAGAAAAGGGAACUAUUACGUUGAUAGCUAAGGUAACCGGGAAUCCAGUUCCAAUGGUUUCUUGGUUCCGAAAUAAUAGACCAUUACUUGCUUCACCAAAGAAAAAAGAAGUAUUUGAUGGUGAAAAUAUCGUUUUGGAAAUCGUAAAUGCAGACAGUGAAGAAGACGCCGGCGAUUACAAAUGUGUAGCAUCAAACACAUUUGGUACCGCCACACAUGGUGCUAGAGUGUCGGUCGAUGUUCCACAAGUGAAAUUCACACGACCAUUGAAAGAUGUGGAAGUCGAUGAAAAACAAUCAAUUUAUUUGGAGUGUGAAACAUCACAUACAGUUUCCACAAAAUGGCAAUUAAAUGGCAAAGAUCUCACUGGUAUGGACCACAGAGAACUGCACCAAGAAGGACGAUUCCAUCGUUUAAUUAUAAAAAAAUCAAGCAUUCUCGAUUCUGGAAAAUAUACUUGUCUGGUUAAAGACCAGAUAACUUCCAGCACAGUAGUAGUUCACGAUGUGAAAGCAGAGUUCGUUAAGAAACUUGAGGAUGUCGAAGUAAAAGAGAACGAUUGUGCUAUUUUGGAAGUAGAAGUUUCUUCGGAAACAGUAAAUGUUACAUGGCACAAGAACGGUGAAAUGCUUACGGACGGUAUGAACAAUAAAGUAUUCUUCGAAAAGGAAGGUCAAACACGUAAGCUAAUUAUUCGAAGCAUAUCUGUUCACGAUGAUGGUGAAUAUACGUGUUCAUUGGGUGAACAAGAAUGUACAGCAGAAAUUAAUGUUAUAGAACUUGCACCACAAAUAAUUAAAAAACUAAAAGAUCAAAAAGUUGCUACCGGUGAACAAGUGUUAUUUGAUAUAGAAUUAACUAAAGGUGAUGCGUUAGUUAAAUGGACAAAAGAUGGCAAAGAAUUACAGUUAAAUGACAAUGUGAGAUUAACCAUCGAUGGUAAACGACAAAAAUUAGAGAUAGUCAAAGCUACAAGAACUGAUACUGGAGUUUAUGGAUGUCAAGUUCAUGAACAAACUUGUACAGCAAAAUUAACCGUCGAAGAACCAAGAGCAAGUUUCGUGAAAAAAUUACCUGAUAUCACACUUGCUGUUCAAGGAAGUGAUAUUAAACUAAUUGUUGAACUUUCCAAGCUGGGUGUGCCAGUAAAAUGGCUAAGAUCAGGUAAAGUGAUAAAAGAAUCUGAUAAAUAUGAAAUAAUUUCUGAAGGAGCCGUCCAUACCUUAGUUAUUAAAAAACCUACUACUGAUGACGAAGCAGAAUAUAUAUGUACUGCUGUUAACGUAAAAACGUCAACAAAAUUAAAAGUUGAAGUUAAAGAAGAACCACCCAGAAUAAAUAAUCUUCCAAAAGAAUAUCGUUUGAAAAACGGGGAAGAUCUAAACGUGAAUGUGACAUUUACGUCAACACCGUUGCCAACAGUGGAAUGGUUUAUCAACGGACGUGUAUUAAUAAAAUCAAAUAGAGUGUCUUAUUCUAUUAGUGAAUCAUCGGCUAGUUUGACUAUCACGAAGAUAGAAGAAGUAGACACGGGUGUCCUAACAUUAAAAUUAAAAAAUAUUUACGGCGAAACUUCUGCAGAUAUGAACGUUAUUGUUAUAAAGGUACCGGGUGAACCAGGAGUUCCCGAUGUUAUUGAAAUUACAGACACUUCUGUCACACUUCAUUGGAAACCUCCACAGUUCGAUGGAAAUUCACCUAUUGAAGGUUACGUUGUUGAAUACCACGACAAAGAUGAAUUUAUGGUGUGGCAUAAAGUACAAGUGACAAAUACCACUCACGAAGUUACAAAUUUAGAGACUGGGCAUGAAAUAAUGUUCAAAGUGGCAGCGAUAAAUUGUGCAGGAGUAGGACCUACAUCACACAACACAAAAUAUAUCAAGAUGGCAAGUCCAGGGUCAUUUACUCCACCCGUUAUUCAGGAACCUUUAUCUGACUUAUCAAUUGGAAUGGGUAAAUCGGCAGUGCUCCAAUGUGUAAUUACUGGAAAACCCACUCCGGAUAUUAAAUGGCUUAAGAACAAAACAGUGUAUAAAACAAAGACCACAUCCUUUGAAAACCAUGUGGCUAAGUUGACGAUCGCCGAGUGCAACGAAUCUACAACAGGCACUUACACCUGCCAAGCUACCAACGGAGCAGGUACUGCGCAAACAUCGUGUAAACUCAGCGUACAAGACGUACCUAAAAUUGAAGUCCAUGAAUCGGAGACUUCGCAAAUGAUUAGGGUGCGAAAUCAGUGGAAGGUCAAGGCUACAUACAAGGGUUAUCCAAGGCCAACCAUUUCGUGGCAGAAGAACAGCCAACCGUUACCAGUGGCUGAUAAACACAUAAGCGUAUACGAUGACGACAACGAAUGGUCUUCGACAAUAGCUAUAUACUCAGUGGAAAGACCUGACACCGGCGUUUAUACAAUAACAGCAUCGAACGCUGCCGGCACAGCCACUUGCAAUCUGAACCUCAAAGUCAUUGAUAAACCAAGCGCGCCGCAAGGCCCGAUGCGCAUUAAAGAAAUCAACUCGGACUCUGUGACGAUCGAGUGGAACAAGCCAUCAGAUGACGGUGGGUUGGACAUAUCAUCAUAUCAAGUUGAAAGGUGCAACGUGGGCAAGAUGAUCUGGUCCAAGGUGGCCGACGUAGACCACGACGUGUCAGCAUACAGCGUGCAAAAGUUACACGAAGACGCCGAGUAUAUGUUUAGGGUUUGCGCUCAAAACGCUGUUGGCGCAUCAGAAUUUUUGGACAGUGAACCUGUCACCGUCAAAUGUCGAUACCAUAAACCAUCGGCACCACAAGGACCUUUGCAGAUCACGGGUGUGACGGACACAUCGUCGACAAUCGCUUGGUUACCACCUCUUGAUAAUGGUGGAAUAGCGAUCGAAGACUAUUGCGUAGAAAUCAAGGAGGUAGACAAAAAAGCUUGGAGAAAGAUUGGUUCCACGAAAGACUUACAUAUAAAGGUAUUGGACUUGAAGAAGGGGUCUUCCUACGACAUCAGGAUAACGGCUAGGAAUCAUGUGGGAUACGGAAAACCGUAUCAACCAGACGAACCGAUUGUGGCAGGCAAACGCAUAACUUCACCAUCGCCGCCAACAGAAUUCACUGCUAGUGACAUCACCAGUAAAAGCGUUACGUUGCAUUGGGGCCCGCCAGAAAGUAAUGGUGGAUCUGAAAUCACAGGUUAUGUAAUUGAAAAGCAGCUGAACGCCACAAACAAGUGGUUCAAAGUAGCCACGUUAGAACCAACCGUAAUGAAAUAUUGCGUAGAAAACUUGAAAGAAAAAUCAGAAUAUUUCUUCAAGAUCUAUGCAGAAAAUUGCAUCGGCCUAAGUCAACCGGUCGAAACGAAAUUAGUCAGUCUGUUAACUCAUGCCACCGUUCCCUCGCCGCCAACCGCUCCGCUGGAAGUUAGGAACCUGAGUUCCAACGCAGUGAUCGUGGAAUGGGGCGUACCGGAAACGGAUGGUGGUUCUCCGCUGCUGGGUUACAACAUAGCAAUCCGGGACGAGAAGAAAACUAUGUGGAUGGAAGUCGGCCGGGUAGAAGCGGACGUGCAAAAGUUCAACAUCAAAGACUUACAGGAGAACCAUAGGUAUCAAAUUAGGAUACUGGCCAAAAACGAAGUGGGUGUUAGCGAACCACUGGAAACUGAAGAACCGUACACCGUACAAAAACCGACAGAUUAUUACGAGUCGGACGUUGAAGAAUCGGUAAUGGAGUCCAAACCGUCUUUGACGCAAACAUCAGAAACCACUACGUCAUGGCUAAGAGACAACAACAUGGACGCAGACAUAUCGUCUUAUUCAAACGCUGCGUUAUUGAAGAGGAGCGAAUACUUUUUCCGCAUUUGGUAUUACGCGAGAACGUUAUUCAAAUAAUAGGCACGCGUCAUUAUUAUUUUUAUUAUUAUUAUUAUUAUUAUUGAUAUUAUUACCUAUUUUUAUUAUUACCUAUUUUUAUUAUCACCUAUUACCCUUUAUUAUUACCUAUUUUUAUUGUCAAACUAACGUCAACAUAAGAAUGAGGUGGAAAUGUUUCGUAUUGACGUUCCCUGAGUCAAGAUGAAACUUUUUCACUAAUACCUGUGUUAUUGUUUUUUUUUUAAAUGAUUGUGAUAAAAAAAAUUGUUUUUAAUUUUAGUUUGAUACUUUCCCCCCUUCCCUUCCCAAAACCAUGUUUUU